AUUAAACCUGUGGUUAGUCAUGGCCCACAGGUGGUUCCUUCUGGUGCUUGUGCUGCUCUGCCGUCAAAACAGCUUGACAUCAUCUAAGCUAACAGGUGAAACCGAAAUAGAUGAGGAUGAAGGAAAAGACCGGGACAUUUUUGACAUCAACGAAGAGGCAGGUCUGGACCUGGUGGAGGGUGAUAUCGUGAUGGAUGAGGCGGACAGCAGGAACACCAUCAUAGGAGAAAAAUAUCGCUGGCCUACCACAAUACCCUACUACUUGGAGGACAGUCUGGAUAUAAAUGCCAAGGGGGUGAUACUCAAGGCUUUUGAGCAGUAUGGACUGAAGACCUGCAUUCAUUUUACCCCUUGGAAGGGAGAGGAGAACUACAUAUCUGUCUUUAAAGGAAGCGGGUGUUUUUCGUCUGUGGGGAACAGGCGUGUGGGGAAACAGAGGCUGUCGAUAGGGCAUAACUGUGAUCGUCUGGCCACGGUGGAGCACGAGUUCCUGCACGCCCUGGGUCUGUGGCAAGAGAAGUCCAGAGCAGACCGAGAUGACUACGUGGACAUCAUGUGGGACCGCAUAGAAGCAGGCAAAGAGCAUAACUUCAACACGUACGACGACACAGAGUCGAGUGCCCUGAACGUCCCCUAUGACUACGGCUCGGUGAUGCACUACAGCAAGACAGCGUUCAACGUCGGCAAGGAGCCCACCAUCGUCACCAAGAUACCCCACUUCAUGGACGUGAUAGGCCAACGGAUGGAGUUCAGCGACAGUGACCUUCUGAAGCUCAACAGGCUGUACAACUGCAUUAAUACACUGGAGUAA
Osmerus eperlanus (European smelt) is the source of this 811-nucleotide messenger RNA. It is a transcript of the gene mep1ba, whose product is annotated as meprin A subunit beta a. NCBI's taxonomy places the organism in Eukaryota, Metazoa, Chordata, Actinopteri, Osmeriformes, Osmeridae. The record is from RefSeq and is a predicted model, not a curated record. The transcript is spliced from 9 exons. Gene Ontology annotation, molecular function: metalloendopeptidase activity; zinc ion binding. The coding region runs from base 20 to 811 and encodes 263 amino acids. Gene Ontology annotation, biological process: proteolysis.